GAGCGCGCAGAACCGCAGGGGCGCGUCAUUGUUAUUAUUUAUGUCUUUACGUAUAUGACUUGUUUAUUGUAGCGGUGUUUAUUCCAUUUAGGGGAUAGUAAACAAAAAGACGACCCCCCGGAAUCUGCUGAAGCCGCCGGUAAAGGAUACGCACACGCAGCCGGUGGAACGGGUUAUUUUUAGCCACCCACCGCGGCGAUGAGCGGCUCGGAUCCGGCUGUGAGAGGAGCGGUGCAGCGCUGAUCGGAGCCCCCGCCGCCCGACAGCCGGGUGCGUGUGUUCGGGGAGAAUGAAGUCCAGGCGAGACAAGCUGAAGAUCCCCUCUCUGACUCUGGAUUUGUCCCCCACUUGCCAGAGCCCCACCCUCCUGAGCCCGUGCAGCCCCUGCAGCCCCUGCAGCCCCUUACAGACCCUUCAUCCCUGGAGCUGUCGCAGCAGCAACAGGAAGAACCUCGGUGUCGGGACGCCAUCGCCCACGCUGUCCCGGCCACUUUCUCCACUCUCUCUCCACACCGCUGCAAGCAGCCCGCUAGACAGCCCCCGAAAUGUGUCGACCAGCGCCUGCCUCAACUUUCCAUUUGCCAGAAGUCACUUGGCUCGUGCUGACAGAGCUGAGGGCCGGAGAUGGUCUCUGGCAUCCCUUCCCUCGUCUGGCUAUGGAACCAAUCCGCCGAGCUCAACAGUCUCGUCGUCCUCGUCCUCCCAGGAGCGUCUUCACCAGCUGCCGUACCAGCCGACACAAGAUGAGCUGCACUUCCUUUUCAAACACUUCCGCAGCACGGACAGCAUGACCGACGAGGAUGUGAGGCCCUCGACUGUCAUGCGACCUCGGUCUCGGAGCCUCAGCCCCGGGCGAUCAAGUGUUUCUUUCGACAAUGAGAUAGUCAUGAUGAACCAUGUUUACAAAGAACGUUUUCCAAAGGCCACAGCCCAGAUGGAGGAGCGUUUACUGGAGAUCGUCACCCACUGUUCUCCAGACAGCUCUCUCCCGCUGGCUGACGGGGUGCUGGGAUUCAUCCAGCACCAGUUGGUGGAGCUGGUCAGAGACUGCCUGGAUAAGGCCCAGAAAGGCCUGGUUACCUCCCGCUACUUCGCUGAGCUGCAGGAGAAUCUGGAGAAGCUGCUCCAUGAGGCUUACGAGCGCUCUGAAAGCGAGGAGGUAUCUGUCAUCAUCCAUCUGGUGAGGAAGAUCCUCAUCAUAAUCUCCCGGCCAGCUCGCCUCCUCGAGUGUUUGGAGUUUGAUCCAGAAGAGUUUUACCACUUACUCGAGGCAGCAGAGGGCCACGCUAAGGUCGGCCAGGGAAUCAAGACGGACAUCCCGCGGUACAUCAUCAGCCAGCUCGGUCUGACCAGGGGCCCUUUAGAAGACAUGGUGCAGCUGGAACAGUACGAGGCUAGUCCUUCAGUGUCAGUGGAAGCAGAUGCUCAUGUGGAGAAUAAGGCUCCACAGACUCUGACACCCACACGAAGGAAACCUCUUGAAAGGGAUUUUGAGACGAUCAAACUCAUCAGUAACGGAGCUUAUGGGGCUGUGUUUCUGGUCCGCCACAAGGAGACCCGCCAACGAUUUGCCAUGAAGAAGAUAAAUCGUCAGAACCUGGUACUUAGGAACCAGAUCCAACAGGCUUUCGUGGAGAGGGACAUCCUGACCUUUGCUGAAAACCCCUUUGUCGUCUCCAUGUUCUGCUCCUUUGAGACACGACGCCAUCUCUGCAUGGUCAUGGAGUAUGUAGAAGGUGGAGACUGUGCCAACUUACUGAAGAACAUGGGUCCGCUACCUGUAGAAAUGACAAGGAUGUACUUUGCUGAAACGGUCCUGGCUCUGGAGUACCUUCACAACUACGGCAUUGUGCAUCGGGAUCUCAAACCUGACAACCUAUUAAUUACAUCCAUGGGCCACAUCAAGCUAACAGACUUCGGCUUGUCUAAAAUUGGCCUCAUGAACAUGACCACCAACCUGUACGAGGGUCACAUGGAGAAGGACACAAGAGAGUUCGAAGACAAACAGGUUUGUGGCACUCCAGAGUACAUCGCCCCGGAGGUGAUCCUCAGACAGGGCUACGGGAAGCCUGUGGACUGGUGGGCGAUGGGGGUCAUCCUCUAUGAAUUCCUGGUCGGCUGUGUCCCGUUCUUUGGAGACACGCCCGAGGAACUUUUCGGUCAGGUGGUCAGUGAUGACAUCAUUUGGCCUGAUGGAGAAGAUGCUUUACCUUCUGAGGCCCAGGACCUGAUUACCCGCCUGCUGAGGCAGAGUCCCUUAGACCGACUCGGAACCGGUGGAGCUCCAGAAGUUAAGCAGCACCCCUUCUUCCUGGGCCUGGAUUGGAAUGGUCUCCUGCGGCAGAAAGCUGAAUUCAUCCCUCAGCUGGAAGCAGAGGAUGACACCAGCUACUUCGACACUCGAUCAGAACGCUACCAUCACUUGGCGUCUGAUGAGGAUGAGGAAACCAACGACGAAGAGUCUUCCUUGGAAAUCAGACAGUUUUCUUCCUGGUCACAUCGCUUCAGCAAGGUUUACAGCAGCACAGAACAUCUGGCGACACCUUCGAACCUAAGUUUCUCCUCCGACCGUAGCCACAGUGAGGAUAAGGAGGACCGCAGGGACAUGGGAGGAUUCAGUCUCUCCCCAGGCCCAGCAGAUGGCAGUGUGGAGCGCAGACAUGCUGAACGUAUGGCAAGCCUUCGCCCUCGAGCCUCCUCCAGCUCCUCCCAGUCUGAGAGGAGCCCCAGCCCUCUGGUGAUGAGCAGCACCCACAGCCUGGAGACGAUGCCUCGCUUUGCCCUCUCCACUGAUGACGAAGCCGAGGUUGUCGUCUCCAACCUUCGGAGGAUCAGGAUUCGCAGUAACAGCACCGGGGCCAAACACUCAUCCCCCAAGGAGCCUGUCGGCCCUCGGCGCUUCGGUAACCAGCUGGAUACACCAGAUAGACAGAGGCUUCCCUGUGGAGGGAAGGUCCCAAAGUCAGCGUCCGUCUCAGCCCUGUCUCUCAUCAUCACUACAGAUGACUCACCCGGGGGCCUCCAGCCAAGUCCCAUCUCCCCUCGCUCCCUGUCCUCCAACCCCUCAUCCCGUGACUCAUCACCCAGCCGGGACUUUUCCCUCAGCCCUGGCAGCCUGAGGCCGCCCAUCAUCAUCCACACCUCUGGCAAGAAGUUUGGCUUCACCCUACAGGCCAUCCGCGUGUACAUGGGCGACAGUGACUUCUACACAGUGCAUCACAUGGUGUCGAGUGUGGAGGAGGCCAGCCCAGCACACCAGGCCGGACUCCGCACUGGAGACCUCAUCACACAUGUGAACGGAGAGACUGUCCAAGGCCUGGUCCACCCUGAAAUGAUAGAACUGCUACUGAAGAGCGGCAGCAAGGUGGCGCUUCAGACCAUAGCGCUUGAGAACACGUCAAUCAAAGUCGGUCCAGCUCGAAAGACCAAACACAAAGGCAAGAUGGCCCGUCGCAACAAGAAGAGCAAGAGGAGAGACAAUUACGACAGGCGACGAAGCAUCUUGAAGAAGCUGUCCAAGCAGAGCACGGUGAUUCACAGCAGCCGCAGUUUCUCUUCUGGUCUCCAUCACUCUGUUUCCUCCAGCGAAAGUCUUCCAGGCUCCCCGACGCACAGCCUCUCCCCCGGCCCUUCCACACCGUGCCGUAGCCCUGCACCCGACCAUCAGGCCUUUGAAACAAACUCUCCUCAGAGCACAUCUCCAUGCUCCAGCUCUCCCAGUUCUCCAGCAGCACACAUUCGGCCCAGCUCACUCCACGGCCUGGGCUCCAAACUCAGCACGCAGCGCUACACCAAGGUGGGCCGCCGCAAGUCCACCAGCAACAUCCCUCCCUCACCUCUGGCCUGCAACUCGUCAUCCUCCACCCAGCCCCUUUCACCACAGCGCUCUCCAUCCCCGCUGCCAGGCUUCGCUAAAAGCCUCCACUCUUACCACGGCAAAACCCUGUCACCACCCACCAUUGUUCGGCACAUUGUGCGUCCCCGCAGCGCUGAGCCUCCCCGAUCCCCGCUGCUGAAGAGGGUGCAGUCAGCUGAGAAACUGUCAGGGAUGUAUCAUACAGAGAAGAAGUCGUACGCCCCACGCAGGCACACACUGGAAGUACCGUUUUACGGGGAGGCCGAUCUGCUGUGUGACUCUGAGGCAGAGGGCACCUGUGGAGGCUCCUACAUGGGGGCCGAGCACAGCAGGCUCAUGGGCUACAUGGGGAGCCAGCGGGUGAGGGACUCUGAACGAUCCGAGCAGCUGGUUGUGAUGAGAAAGCUCAACCUAUCAGAGCGCAGAGACUCCUUCAAGAAGCAGGAAGCAGUGCAGGAGGUGAGCUUUGACGAGCCGGAGGAGAAAACCAGCACCGCGGCCAGCGUGACCACCACAGCACCAGGAACCCAAACACAACUUAAGCAGCCGCAGCAGCACAGGACGGCAUGGGUGCCCACCCGACCCCAAACAAGUGAGAAGGUGGAGCUGGAAGUUCCAGUUCCAGUUCCAGUGAGGAGGUUUACGCUGGUGCCCCAGAUCGCCGUGCAGGGCUCCACAGAGAGCGAGGAGCAGGACGAGUGGGAGGCGUGUUCAGACAGCGAGGAAACCACAGAGAAGCAAGAGCUCGAGAUCAGUGUCACUUCAUCUCCGCAGCAGCAGGUGGGACGUCCUCUGACCGAGUCAAGCUGCAGUCAAGACGCAGAACCCACUUCCUGUGGUUCUCACAUCGGGGCGUCAGCAGAGAAGAUCGAGUGCAGAGAGGAAACGCAACAAAAAGGGCAUCAGAGAAAGUGACGCCCCAACACUUAUCUCUCAUUUCAGCUGCUCGUUUCUCUUCUUUCAAGCGUAACGCGUGUCAUCGCUGAAUGAAGAAUCCCAGUUGGUUGUUUGUCUGAGCCAGACGAACUGGAAUCUGAACUCUUUUACAAAUGGAAAGACAGUGGGAAAAGUUUUUACUUGAAUUGUUUUUUUUAGUUUUUCUUUUGUAAAUAUCAAGGACGUUCUGGUCGUAUUUAUUACAUUUGAUGAAUUGGUAACAGGGAAUGAGGGAACCUCUCAUUGGUUGAGUUGCCGAGGCUCAACGUUUUUGUAUCCAUAAAAUGUGGCUUUAUGUCUUUUGACUGGAUUUUUUGCUAUAAAUGUCUAUUUUUUAAAACAAUAGUUAUGGCGCAGAGUAGUUUGAUAAAGCUGAGCAUAACUGUUGCAGGACCAAAAGGUACGAGAAGUGUUGGUUCCUUUUUCCCCCGUUCAGUCUGUGUUUUUAAUCUGAACCGUGCAGCUUCCAGUAGUGUAAAUCUGCUACAGUAUGAUCAUAGUCUUCAUAAUCGUAACAAUGACUUUUAGUUCACACUGUGAGAAACUCAUCAUUUCCUGAUAAUUCUCCGUCUGAGAGUACAGUUCAGCCUUCCAUAGCAGUACAUCCUUCAGAACGAGCAUUAACACAAAAGCUACUGGGCUUUAAUGAAGCCGCAGUUAAAAUGAUUCAAGAUCGCACAACUGGAAUUCUUCCAUUUUGCACUUUCACACUCCAUAAUAUCGAGUUAAGUUGGUCUGACAGAAGACGACCAGGGAACUUUUUGUGGCCAGGGUUUCUCUGGGAAUGUAAAGUUCUUCCUGUGACUUCUUGAUCACGAUCCUCACAGUGUGAACUCAUGGUGGCAGCUCCCUUUUGUGUUAAACGUGGAAACCAGUCAGAGCAGGGUAACGCAAAUUACCCAGGUGUGACUUUAAAAUACAAUCUGUUUUGUCUGCCAUAUUUGUGCAGCGUCCUCUAAGCCAUAUCUUCUUUUUUUUUUUAAACAGUUCAAUUGUGUUCCCCAAGUUUCUCAUCUGCAAAUCUCCCAGUCUUGUUAACGUCUCACGGGGAAUGAAGAUGUCAGCCUCCACAUCUGCUUCCUGCUCACCUUUUGACAUGUGUGCACACGGAUGCGGCCCAACUCUGUGUCUCAAACCCUGAGCAGCCAAAUCGAGGUUUACAUCGUCUUCUGAGCCUGGAGGGAAUCACAGGAAUAUCUUUCUGUUGUUUUAUUUUUUACUUGUGUUAUAGUGACUUCACAUUUUGAAAAGUGUUGCAUCCUUUAGCGUUUUGUCUUGUUCUCCCCUCACAAGCGUGUGAGAGACACCCCUUCCUGAAACGACCUUUUCCUACUUCGUUUACUGUGUAGUGAUGUUUACAUCAGGUGGGGAAAAAUGCACUAAUGUAGUUUGACACGACUUUUGUAACCGAAUGUUGAAGAGGGAUGCAUUUACACCGAAUCCAAACCCAGGGCUUCAUUGAACAAAUGUUUUGUGUCUUUGUAUUGUUCAAAUAUUAAUGUUUAUUUUGAUAACAAGGUUGUGUAUAAUUCCUAACGUGUUGAAGGUCUUGAGAACGAUGAUAACUUGUGCCGCCGAGACUUUGGGGAAGUUUGCUCUGAGGGAUUGGGCUCUUUUGAACAGAACACCUUGUUUGGAUUAGUGUUGCACAUCCACUCUAGCCAGGGUUGUGCUUCAAUUUGUCCCCCAAGAUAAAAAAAUGAGUUUUGAGGUUGAUUAUCUUAUAUGUCAGUGUCUAUUGCUGGAUUUUGUACUGACUUUAUCUCCGGUUUCUAUAGCAUCAGUUUUGUUACUGUGGUACUUAAGCCCCCUCGUCCACCUUAAGAAAACUCCCCUCCUGUUGUCGUGUCAGUGAACAGCACAGACAGAUCCCCUAAUGGUUCAGUCAUUUUUUGCAGCGUGACAGAAUUGUUUACAGUGAACAAACAUGCUAUGUACUGUACGAACAUUUUUAUAUCCUUUUGGUUGUACAUGAUGAAACUGCUCACUUUAAUACCCUUUGAAGAAGACGACACUCAAGAGAGUUGCAUAUCUGUUUUUGUCUUUCUUUCAAGAAGUCUGCGAAGAUGAAUUUAACACCAAGCUGGGAAUUGUUCAACAACAUUACAUGCACCAAGGUGACAACGUCUCAGCUUUUAGAAAGGAGAAAGAACCUCUUACCUGGAUAAAUGAACGAGGGAGAAUCCGGCAUUUCAGAGAAACAGAGUGAUGGUCCUGAUGUUUACACAUGUAUGCUGGUUUAUAGUGUGGUUUCCAUAAUGUGCACAUCUGCACACGUCUUCAGAAAUCUCAUUAGUUCAGAGGUGAACUUGUGUAUGAAAGAUAAUAAGAUGCAAGUCAAACUACAAUACCUCCGCCAAGGAGCGACAGUUCCCCUAUGAAUCCACUUUUAAUUCACUUUGUCACUCAAAGGUACCAGCCCCCUAAACACGCUUGAUGUUUUUCAUCACGCUCCAUGAAUAAUUCUCUGAGAAAUUAAUGGAAAUAUUGGAGAAAAAAAAUCAGACCUGGUUCCACACCAAUUGAAUGGGUCCUUAACUGACCCAUACGUCAUCCUGCCACCAAGUGUCUUCCAGUAGAAAAUUCGUAAUGCUGCUAAAAUACAGAACCUCUUUGGCAGAGGUAAUACCAGAACUAAAACCACUGAUUUCCGACACAGGAAGGGACAAACCAUUGAAAAGGCUGUAUCCCUAAAGAAUUCGUUGAAAUUAGGAUCCUGAUCAUUGUCCAGCUGCACGUAAAAAAAAAAAAAAAACGUAUUCGUACCAAUUAAUCCCUUUGGAAAAACCUGGUUCCUUGCGUGAAUGCAAAAUGUUGCUUUGCUCGUCUCUCCUGGUUGAAAGUCCCGUGUCAGAGCAGCUUCAGCCACCGGAGGGCAGCACAACACUCAGCUGGUGUUAGACUCAGGUCUUUGCAGAGCAAACUGGCAGGUCCGACUGUUGUACAGGUGCAUGUGUUCUCCUGUGGACUCUUCUGUUCAGUGCAUGCUGCAUGACACAAGCACACAUAUGUAAUACUUGACUGCAUGGUAUACCGGCGUGGUCGCCCCGUACUGUGUUUUCUCGUGUAACAAAUAAACUUUGUAUUUCUCUUUGA
Messenger RNA from Platichthys flesus (European flounder), 7888 nucleotides. RefSeq names its product microtubule associated serine/threonine kinase 3b (gene mast3b). Gene Ontology annotation, biological process: peptidyl-serine phosphorylation; intracellular signal transduction. The record is from RefSeq and is a predicted model, not a curated record. The coding region runs from base 290 to 4771 and encodes 1493 amino acids. Gene Ontology annotation, molecular function: protein serine/threonine kinase activity; protein binding; magnesium ion binding. The transcript has 28 exons. Lineage: Eukaryota; Metazoa; Chordata; Actinopteri; Pleuronectiformes; Pleuronectidae.